AUGGGCAACGAUUUGUCGACCAUGUCGGGUGGGGGCCGCAACCUGGAGGUCUGGAGUGAAGCACGCGCCAGACGCGUCGAGAGCGAGCUGCCGAUCCCGCGCACCGUCCCUCUCGGUCAUGGGGACGAUCUCGUGCCGCCGGCGCUGCUCCUGGACGUCGAGAUGCGCUCGGCCGCAGACGACGCAAGCAGCACCUCCUCGUUUCGGUCUGCCGUCACGGCGUCGACCUACUCCACUCAGCACUCGGCGACUUCAAAGGCAAACCAAAGCCCGGACCGACAGCCCCGGAGGCGUAGCAUGUCGACGAGUGAUAUGGCCACUGCGACAGCCUUGCUGGAAGCCGCGGCGCCGUCACCGCAGCAGCAGCAGCGACAACUGCAGAAGCGCACGCAGUACUCCAUGUACGCUCGGCAGAUGCGGCGACGCGGCCGUGACGGGGGCAGGCACGGGUUGCAGCAUCACAACAGCGGCGUGGACUUCAUGAUCGCCAACGAGUUCUUCAACUGCAGCGACAGCACCCUUGGCAGUGAGGCGGAUCUCGCUCACAGCAGCAGCAGCAGCAGCAGCGGCAGCGAUGAGGAUGAGGAUGACGCAGGAAGGGUGCACCACCGAUGCGGCAUGGCACCAAGGCAGCCCACCUUGCCGUUCGACUCCGGCCGCUGCCCGACCGGCAAUGGGCUCUCCGCCCAUCCCCCACGGCGUGAGCGGAAGGUGUUGGAUGGAGCGCAGGCCCUCAUCUCGACUCCUAUGGCGCCUGCCGCCACCUCUGCCGCGUCGUCACCGCACGCGAGGUCGAGCAGCGCGGGCAGGGCAGAGAUGCCGACAAUGAAAGCCGUCUCCGGCGUGGACGGCAGUACGGAUCCCCUGCCAGCUCUCACCAGCAGCCGCGACAGCAAGUCCUCGGCGGCGAGUGGGACGAAAGGCAGCGCCACGCAGCGGGGCUCGCCUGACUCCGCCGCUGCGGUUCUCAGCUCGCACGAGGAAACAAGCUGCAAGGCGGGCAAGAGACAGACGAGCAAGCGGAGAAGUUACCCCGGGGGGCUGUUGGAGCUGAGGCGUCCGCAUCGCACCCGCAGCUCGGCGGCAGCGCCGCGAGCGCCGUCCGCGACAGCCGGAGCGGCGACCACCGUGAUCGGUGUAGAGGCGCCAGUGUCGGGGAUAAAGCUCUCCACCACGAAGGAGUCGCUGCACGCCGAAGCGAAGCGGUGGCACACCAGUGGCGACCGUAGCGGCAGCGCGACGCCGGUUCUGUCGAAUGUGAAGCGUGGAGGCCAAUGCGACGUUUUCAUGCGCGUGUCGUCUUCACCAACGCAGCAGCAUCAUGCCACCGGCAAGGGUGACAGAGGUAGACCUGGCGCGAACAGCAGUGCCGGCCCGCCUCGCUCGUCGGAGUCCCCGACGCACCAUCACAGCCAUCAAGUGCAUCAUCAUCAUCAUCACUGCGGUGGGGACGAUGGCAGCAAUACCGUUCCAGAAAUGGUGCUGCCCCGCCUUGUAGAUACAAAGUAUCACCAUCGCCAACCCAGGCACGACCGCAGCCUCGGUGGCAAGCUCGACCUGCACGACGAGAGCCCCAACGACUUCUUCGCCUCGACGCAGCGGAGCGGGCAGUACCGCAUGCUUUACGGAAUGGACAGCGCAAGUGAGAGCUCAACCGCCUCCAUGCGCGAGGCGGUGUGCAUGGCCACCGGCGGCGGUGGGGCGGCGGCGCACUCCUUCGGCAGCCUCUUCGCCGGCUCGCAGGCCGCUUCGCUAUACUCGGCGUCGUCGUCGCCCGGGCAAGCGUGGACAGGUGACUACGCUGACGGCGGAGUGAUGGAACUAACCGCCGCGGUGGAUCACCACGCGCUGGACGUGCAGAAACCCUACGACGGUGGCGGCGGCGGUGGCACGCGUGAAGCCAGUCGGCAUCACCCUAGGGCUGGACUGCUCUGCAGCGGAAGCGGCGCGGCCUGCGUGAACAACCCAGGCGCCCUGAACGCGACCUCGCAACCGCAGCAGGCGGAUCUUCAGCGCAACAUGGAGAUGCACUUCCAGCGGAGGACCUACACGUCGAAGUCGCCCAGCCUCGUCACCGGCCACCAAGCCGUCUCUGCGGGGCUGGGGAAGAGCCAAGGUACCCGACACUCGCUGAUAUCUGCGCUGUCGGCCGGUGCGCCGUGCCGCGACGGAGACGGUCACGCCAGCGUGAGCAGUUGUAGCAGCGGGAAUCGCAGUAUCAGCCCCGACGUAAGUGUCAGAGAGCUCGUGCGGUCGUCUCGGGUGAAGCCGCCAGCGAAGGCGGUGUCGCCGCCUCUCCUGCCACAGCCACCCCCGCCACAGACGGCGAUGAAGCGGACUAAGACACAUAGCUUCCGAGGACACGGUGCUGGAGCUGGACACACAAACUUGUCCGCCACCGAAGGCGCGGCGGCGUCCGCGGUGUCACCGAAGAGGUACAGCAGCUGCGCUGGCAGGCGACAUCAUCACGGCAACGGUAGCAGCAACGGUGGCGACGCUCUGCACGCAACGGCGAGUGUCCUCACCUCGGUACAAGGCAGCGGCAGUGCAUUGCGGCCGACGCGAGCAGACAGCAAGGACCUCAUUCUCCGGCCCGACCGCACCGCCUCUGCACGCCGUCACCGCAGCGGUGGUGGCGAUGAAAACGCGCCGGAAGUCAGUGGCCGUCGUCAGCGGCGCCCGCAGAACCGAAAACUCUCCUCCAGGGCACAUUUUGGCUCGUUCAGUUUUAGCAGUGACAGCUUCCUGUACGGCAGGGUGCGUGGGCGUCUGACGAAAGCGGCGGCAGCCGCAGUGGCUGCAAACUCGAAUAGCAUCGAGCGUCGGGGUCACGCGUCGGGAUGUGGAAGCAGCGGCGGCACGCAGGCACACGCGCGUCACCACGUUCACAGUGAAGUCGACUCGGUUGCGCUGGGGGCCUCCCCAUCAGCAUCAUCGCGCAAGGGCGAGGGUGAGGGUCGCCAUCGCAGCAGAAACACGCAAUACCAUCAUAAGCGCGAAGUGCGUUGUCGGCGCUAUCUCAGCAGCGGGUGCGGCAACGAGAGUGAGAUAGGCAGCGUGGUGGCUGACUUGGACGACCUCCUCAGCGCCGAUGACAGGGCCCCCUCUGGCAACCUGACGGCGCUUUACCCGCGCUCCGCCUCAUCAUCGUUGUCGCUAGCGCCAUCGUCCCGAAACAGCAGCACCAACGGCAGCUGCAUCAGCAGCGGCUCCGUUCGCGCGCUGCGCAAGAGGGCCGCGAAAGCGCGGGACCUGUCGAUCAGCUCGUCGGUCGACUCCGAGGCGAGCGGCCGCCUUCAUCCACAGAGGACACGGCCACCGCCACUCCAACAGCAGCAACAGCAGCAGUAUGGGGCAGCUGGUGUGACGGCAACGGCGUCGUCAAUGUACCACCUGCCCCUCGUGAGGACGUCAAACAGCAGCGGUGGAGCUGUGGCCGCUAACGGAAGUGCGAGCAGUGCCGUGACUGGUGGAACGCGCGGCAUGAAGCUGCCAUCCUUUAAGCCGAGCAUGGGCAUGGACAUCCGAAACAGCCCUGACGCGAACAGCGACCGCCCAGCGAGCAUCAACUAUGUUCUUCAGCCGCUGCGAAUCCCGGCGGCGAACGGCUCGGCAACGAUGGCGGCGGCGUCACCAGAGAUCCACGGCGUAGCCAAGAGCCACAACACAUCCUCUGGCAGUGGCGGCGGUGCGCACCCGCCACAAAUGCCGCCAACAAGCUCGCCUCGACUCGCCUGCAGCAAGAGAGACGGUGGCACCGACUCCUUGAUGGUGUCCUUCCUGGACGCCAACGGCCGUGGCGGCGGUUGUAGUGGUGUUGCUGCGUCGUCCUCCGCGGCGUCGCUGUUGGCAGGGCCAUCCCGUGACUCGAGCACGAAGCGACGUCGCCCCACGACUCAGAGCUUCACGCCGUGGUCUGUGGACAUGAGUCGUUUCAAGGCGCUGCAAGAGGCGCAAGAGCCGCCGAGUUAG
Molecule: messenger RNA, 3972 nt
Organism: Leishmania mexicana MHOM/GT/2001/U1103
Lineage: Eukaryota; Euglenozoa; Kinetoplastea; Trypanosomatida; Trypanosomatidae
Exons: 1
Coding region: 1-3972 (1323 amino acids)
Source: RefSeq, a predicted model, not a curated record